Sycon ciliatum is the source of this 2929-nucleotide messenger RNA. RefSeq lists its product as uncharacterized. The transcript has 4 exons. NCBI's taxonomy places the organism in Eukaryota, Metazoa, Porifera, Calcarea, Leucosolenida, Sycettidae. The record is from RefSeq and is a predicted model, not a curated record. Bases 759 to 1772 code for a protein of 337 amino acids.
CGCGCCUCGCUCGUAAUGACUACCACUCCCGCUCAUCUACUACCAGCAACGUGGUCGUUGCCACCUGCACCACAUAUCGUUGCCCGCCAGUCAUUAUUGUAUUCAAAUGGCUGCCCUGUGCGGCGUUGGGAAGAUUUCAGGUCGAAAUCGGCUACGUUGCGUCCAUCCCCGAUGCAAAUCCUUUUGGCGAGCUACUGGGACAGUCGACUCAUUCCCCUCUGUUCCUGUUCAACCCUUGUCUUUGUAAAUCGUUUGGCUUGAUCUGGCAACCGAGAGCUGAUCCGUGACCAUAUUGUCGAAGACUAUAAAACCUUGGACACGAUAUCCGAAGCAGUAACAGAUUGGCAACCCCUUAGAGACGACAACUUGAUCUGGCACGCUGAUUAGACAGUCUGGAGUACUACUGAGACGCGUCCAGCAAAGGUGACCGGUGUACCCAGGAGACAAGAACGUUAGCUACUGCUGUGAAUUUGCCAAGACCUUCAUCACGAAGCUGCAAGAUUCUCCCAAACUCGACCCAUCAUUGCAUCAGAGCCGGUGUAGUCUUCACACCUGCCAAGUAACUUCGUCAUUGUGCUCAGCUGCGCAGGACCCUAGAGACUGACAGGCAGGGUAUUCGUGAGUCAGUUCAAAGAUUUCCCGCGCCAGUGGCUAUCAGCGACGAUAAGUGUGUUGACACGGACGCCAAGAGAUCAGCUAAGUCAGUGCGCACCUUUCGCAUUCCGACCUUGUUCACUACGUGCGUGCGUACUACCACCAUGGACACACCUCUCGCGACUCCUCGACAGCUCCGCCACUGCAGCAGUGGAUGUACGAUGGUCGGAUGCGGAAAUGUUGUUCAAACUUUACUGCGUUUUUCCAUGCUGGCGGUCAUCGGUGCCACUGCCAGUGGCAUCUUGACGCUAUCAGUAGCGGAGACGGACGAGGUGCGUUGCGAACGCUAUCGAAACUUCAGUGUGGGUGUAAACAGCUCCCUGACGAAUCAAAAUACGUCGUUUGCGAUGAUUUACAUCAACGAUGGACAGUGGUUUUCAGACCUGACCCUUGGCGUGGGAGACGACAUCGGAUCUCCGCUCAAGCCGGGACUAAGAUGCUCCAUAAACAACAUCUUCAUCAUUCACCCAUUCCAGCACCUACGCGGAGGAAGGUCGCACGAAGUAGCCAUGGAGAGCUUCAGGCACCCCGGAUUCUUUGUCACCGCGACGGAGACAAAUCUGACAGGCUGCGGACUGACCAGGGAGCUGCGCUUAGAGUCGCUGCAGGACAUCACAGAGAGGCAGAGGAAUGCAGGCCAACCAUUGGAAAACGCUCUGAAGUUUAUCUUCAGCAACAACGAAAGUUGGAACACGUUGGAUUACGAAGUCCAGAAUGCCUCCAAUUCAACACAGUACUUCAGGGUAGCUGUGGAUCAGAUGCUCAAUGGACAGACUUCGAAGAUCAGAUCGCUGCCUCUGGUCAAGCUCCUGGGCGACGUGAAGACGGGUCCCGAGCACAAUUGCAGUCGUAAUUCCACAAACCAGGGGCACACUCUGACAUCGCUCAGCCGGGUCAGACUGUACGAGAGCCACACGAAGCUGUUCAACUGCUACCAGGAAAACCCAGAAACGUUGUGCGAGCAUGUCUCCAGUACACGCUCCCCGGGCCAAUGCCACCAGUCCUGUCUCUUUAGCAUGGAGAACUCGCAUUGCGGAGCAUCGUGCAAAAGCCCAUACCUAGAACAGGUGCGAGAUGGGAAGACAGCGUGUCAUAGCUGGAAGCUCACCCAGCACUAGUCUGUGCAGUUUUGUCAUCAUCACUGGCUUGCCACUCUGUGCAUACAAAACAAUGAUGUCAUGCACAUAACCCACUAUGUACAAAGUAUACACGAUGAUGUCAUCAUGCACAUAACCCACUCCGCACAAAGUAUACAUGAUGAUGUCAUGCACAUAACCCACUCCGUACAAAGUAUACAUGAUGGUGUCAUCAUGCAGAUAACCCACUCCAUACAAAGUAUACAUGAUGAUGUCAUGCACAUAACCCACUCCGUACAAAGUAUACAUGAUGGUGUCAUGCACAUAACAUCGAUAGUUUGCUAGUCGUCCAGCUCUGGGACGUGUGACACCAGCCAGCAUUUUGAUCAUGACAAAUUCAGCACAAGACAUCACUCAAACACACACACACACACACGCACACACACACACACACGCACUCACUUGAGUGCACACAGCCAUGGCAUCCCCGCACCGAUUUCAUUUUCUUGUAGCUUAGCGUGUAAUGUUGCUGUCAUCACUGCAAGCUCUCUGCAGAACUUGUGCAGAAAAUUGCACAUCUCUCCGAUCAUGAGAAACCUGGUUUUCUUUGCUUUUGCUUUUGUACGUUGCUCAAAUUCCCUUUCUUUCAGCAUUUCCGAAGUUUUCAGUAAGGUUUGCCUGCUGCAAUUCACCAGUCUUGAUAUCUCUGGAACAUCAACUCCAGGGCCUGACAUAAACCGUUCUAUUUUAUUGCUCAUCUCUCGAGUCUCCAUCCCAUUUGUACCAUACAGUACAUCUAUUUACACUCCCCCCCCUCUCUCUCUCUCUCUCCUCUCUCUCUCUCUCCUCUCUCCUCUCUCCUCUCUCUCUCUCUCUCUCUCUCUCUCUCUCUCUCUCUCUCUCUCUCUCUCUCUCUCUCUCCCUCUCUCUCUCUCCGCUUCCCGGAACCUCAUUAGGACAAACACUUUCCCAUGGAUCUUUUAGUACCCUCUCCCCAUAUUGUAUUUAUUUAUUUCUUGAUUUUUUUGAUUGCCCACACAUGAUCAGUGUGGAUGACUGCCUCUUCUUUAUUUGGAACUUCAUUCUCGCUCAGAUGCCCAUACAUGAAAACCAAUAAUACGUGUAGUUUCAACCUUUUAUCGAUUUCAAUGUUCAAUGCAUCAAGGCUUGCUCGUAUUGUAAUUCGCUUUUCAACUGUA